UUGCCCAUUCUCGACGGAAGGACGCUCGCGGUAAGGUGUGGCUGCGCUCAGGCUGAGCUGAGGCUGAGGUUCUCUCGAUCGCGGGUACCACGGGGCUUUGCUUUGAGUGCUCGGCGGGUAAGCGGACGAGGAAGAACGAGAACGAGAACGAUAGAUAGCAAGCAAACGGUCUAUGUGCGAUAAGUUUUUUUUUACAUAAAAAGAGACAUUGCCGUUUUAAAAGACAUUUAAUUAUCAUCCACAUCCACUAUCAUCACAUCGCUUCUGUAUCCUCAGAACUCGUAUCGGUUGUGUUCGUUUUCGUUAGUUUUGUUCGUCGUUCCUUAGUUUCUCGGUUGAUCUCCACUGUACUGUUACUCUGUUGAUCACUCGUUCGUUAUGUUUAUGAAGAUCUACACAUGACAUAUACAUAUAUUGUUGCCAUUACUAUUACUAUUAUUUUUAAAUAACAACAAUAAUAAUAAUAAUAAUAAUAAUAACUACGACGAUAAUUGUGCGAUAACGUUGCGGUAGACAGUGAAAUAUUUAACAGUGAGUUGACGACAUUUAUUGUAUCAAGUGUAAAACUACUCUUACUAAAUAUUUAAAUUAUUUAUUUAUCCAAGUACUUUAUUUCACUAGACUCAGUUUAUUUAAGUGAUUAAUUUUGACAGAUAGUGGAAAAUAUUUUUAUUAAUUUUACAGACGAUAAAAGUGGAUGUAAUUUAUUAUAAAAAAAAUAUUUAACCGAGUGACAGGAAGUUGGAUAAUCGAGAAGACGGAAUAUUUAAAAAAUUAAUAUAAAACAGAGGGAGUAAGAGAGCAGUGAUUCCGGCGUACGCGCAGCAUCCCCGUGAGAUCAGAGCACGAGUACUUGGAACUGUACCGGAAAAAAGGUAUCCAGGUACAGCAGGGAUGGAGACGAUGCUCGGUCACGGUUUGCCGGAUACACUCAAGAUAAAACGUCUUGUCACGGUUUAAAGUGACGUAGGGAUGACUUGGUACACCAAAGAGACCGGUUGACGUGUAUAUAUAUAUAUAAAAAUAUAUAUAAGUAUAUUUUAUAUACGUGGUAGAUAUUUUGUUUUUGUGUAGGUACUGAUUUAUGUAAAGUGUCAUGGUGGCGACAUGUGUGCAUGUGUGCGUUUAAGUUUAAGUAAACAACAUUCCAGUGGACCGGAAAUGAAUUUAUAUCGGUAUUGCUGUUUAAAUUAACAGUGGGAUCGAUAAUCGUGAGGUGACGAGCAUCAGAAGACUGCAUAAGGCAACUGCUGUUGAGUAUUUUUUUUUUACCCGGUUCAAAUUAGCACACAACGCUGCUGGUUUAUGUAACAAUAAAACAUUUACGCUGGGUCAAGAGAUCAAAUGGGUGCUCUCGUGAUUUUUAUAUCCAAGUGCCAUUGAGACUGGGACUAUUAUUUAUUAUUUUAAAUGUAUGUCAAUACUGUCAGCUAGAUCUUGUGCCAUAUUUGAUUUUUUUUUGUUGCUGCUGGUGAUAAUAAUAAAUUGGUGUAGAAGUUGAGAUUGUAAAUCUGAAUAGUAAUCGAGGAAUUGAAAAUGCCGGGCGAAGGAAUGGUUGAAGAGGAGGGAUUCGUUGGGCCUGAGUGGCUUUUCAGAGAACUCAGGUCACAAGGUGGACCCGACAGGCUUCUUAUUUUGGACUGCCGUGCACACUCAGACUUCUUGGAAGCUCACAUCAGGAACUCGGUACCAUUGGCCAUACCCAGCAUCAUGCUGAGAAGGUUAGCCGCGGGUAAAGUUGAUCUACUGGCUACCAUCAGGUGUCUUGAGCUGAGAAAUCGAGUCGAGGUUUUUUUGUACGGCGACGACGACAGCAGAGGUACAUUUGUCCUGAUUGGCGAUUCGACAGACCCAGCUGGACACCAGGGAGAGACAAUACAGGUCUUGAGCCGUAGAUUGAAAAACUCGGGUGGUUAUGUUGCAACUCUUAUUGGCGGAUUUGGGACAUUCAGAGAUCGAUAUCCAGAGUGGUGCGAAGGUAGCCAAGCAAAUGCUGAAGGACAACCAGGCCAGGAGAACAAUGUAGGCGAGCUAAUGGGUCUUAGGACUUUACGAAUUUCUACACCGCCCACAAGAGCUUACUCAGACUCUGACAGUGAUAGCACCUGCGAUUCCGUUGUAGGUCCAGAAGAAGACAAAGACUUUCCAGUUGAAAUUUUACCUCACCUAUAUCUUGGUAAUGCGGCAAACAGUGAAGACCAUGACGCUUUAUCCCGUCAUAGAAUACAGUAUAUACUUAAUGUCACUGCAGACUUACCAAAUGUCUUUGAGGACGCAGGAUUUAUAAAAUACAUGCAGAUACCUAUCAAUGACCACCAUAGUCAAAAUUUAGCGAGUUUUUUUCCUCAGGCCAUUCAAUUUAUCGAGGAAGCGCGCAGCUCGGACAAAGGCGUUCUAGUUCAUUGCUUAGCUGGUGUAUCAAGAUCCGUUACGAUAACGAUUGCUUAUCUGAUGCACAAGUGUAAUCUAACUCUCAAUGACGCAUUCAAUCUUGUGAGAAAUAAAAAGACAAACGUGGCACCGAACUUCAAUUUCAUGGAGCAGUUGUUUAGGUUCGAGAUCGAGUUGCGUGAUCGAGGUGAUCGGAAACGCAACAACCGUUGCAUCGGCGCUUGUCAACCUGGUGGACCAUGCAAUUGUCCUGCUCCGAGUUUUCUCAGUCCCGUUGACUUGGGCCCGAGUCCCGACUCGGGCAUUGAAUUUGACAAAUGGGCCGCGAGCACUCCAGCAGAAUGAGACGGGCCAGGGGGGACCCAAUACAAUUUUUAGGUCCCUCCCUAUUUUUUAUAAUUAUAUUUCCACUCAUUAGCUAGGAGAAGUUUUAAAAAACCUAGUAGUUAAAAAAAAAGAAGAAAUAAUAAUAAUAAUAACGUAGAUAUUUAAAUUAUUUUGUUUAACUUUACUGUGAAAUAGUUUUAUCUACGUUAUGAAUUUUUUUUUAUUUUUUUUUCUUGUUUUUUAAUGUCGUAUGACGCGACACUGAUAAAUAAAAUAUAAUGGUCACAACGAAUUAACGUCAGUGGUUGUGACUUUCUGGGAGAGAGGAGAUUUAACGACUGUUGAUGAUAUAUUGAUGAUGAUUUUGUUCGCUGGUCGAACGGGCCAGAUUACAGAAAACAUUAAAAACUAUGAUAGAUAUCAAUAAAAUAUUUAUGAGAAAUAAAUUUUGAAUAAAAAUAUAAAUCUAACUACUUAUCAGUUUAAUAAAAAACACUAUCAAAGCAUUAAAAUUUUUGCUUGUUAUUAUUGUGGUGAUCUUUAGCCCGCUUAAUAUUUUAAAUCAUCAACUAUUCCGACGUAGGAUUUUACAAUUUUAUCCCGCAGGCUGGGAAAUUGUAAAUUAUUAUUAAUAUUAUGUACAUCUUACCACAUUGUAUGUAAACAUUUAAACUAAUUGUCAAACUAUAUAUGUAUAUAUAUAUUUAUAUUUAUAUUAGACCUUGUCGAAUAAAAUCUAUUUUUUUUCGGUCCCACACGAAAAUUACGUUGAAUGUAACGUAAAAAAAUUGGGUGGCAAGAGGUCUUGCAAUUAAAUUACAAAGCGCGCGCUCGCUUAAAUCAGUUCCCAUUUUAAAAAACAUGGGAAAUUCUUUAACUUUGAAAUUUUAUAACUCGUUAAUGGAUUGAUAAAUUGAAACAACCAUAGCAUAUUUUUGUAGGGAAUCAAAUGCUCUACAAAAAAGGUCUCUUAUAAUUUUUUGAUAAAUCCAACCGUUCAAAAGUUACUUUUUUUAAGAAAAUUUCAGUUCUUUUUCCAAAUAAUUAAUUUGUAAAACCUGUAGUUAUUUAACUAUGAGAGUAAAAAAUUAUUGAUUAACAUAUUUUAAUCGUAAAGAAAGUGAUCUACAAGAAAGGUCCUAAGACGUUUUGCGAUAAGACUGAUAGUUUUGAUAGAAAAGUAAAAAAACGGUAAAUUUACCAUAAAUUUGAAUUUAAGCUUAAAUAACUUUUGAACGGUUAGAUUUAUCAAAAAAUUAUAAGAGACCUUUUUUGUAGAGCAUUCAAUUCUCUACAAAAAUAUAUUAUGGUCGAUUCAAUUUAUCAAUCCAUUAACGAGUUAUAAAAUUUCAAAGUAAAAAAAAAAUUUUUCUACGUUAUUUAAGCGAGCGCGCAUUUUGUAAUUGAAUCAGAAUCCAACUUGCCACGCAAUUUUUUUUCUGUUACAUUCAGCGUAAUUUUCAUAUGAAACCAAAAAAAAAUCGAUUUCAUUCGAUAGUCUAAUGUAUAUACAUAUAUUUUUUUUUUAUUGUAACAAGCGGUUACGGUCACUCGCGGUUUUGUAUAGCUCUUAUAUCAAACACCCGAUGACUUAGGGAGAGAGUAGAUAUGACUGUUGACAUUCUACGUAAAAAAUAUUUAAAAAAAAAACAUUCAAAUCUCAAGUUGUUAUAGAUAUCUACCGACACUUUACUAUAAUAUUAAUAAUAAUACUAAUAAUAAUAAUAGUAUAAAUACAUAUAAUAUAAUAUAAUAUUAUUUUUAAAAUUUGUCUUGCACAGAUUAGCUCGGUACAUUUGAAAGUAUUUUGUAAGAGAAAGAACUUAUGUAUAAUUUAUUUUUAUUUUAUAUUAUUUUUUUUUAUAUAAAGAAAAUUGGAUCUAAUAAAUUAGUGUCAUAUAUAGUUUUAAGCAAAAAAAAAAAUUAUACUAAAUUUAAAUAAUAAAAAUAAAAAAAAUCUCACGUAAAAAAUUGAUUUUUCAAUUUUAAAUAAAACUUCGAUACGUACAAUUACUAAAAAUAAUAAAAUAAAUAUGGAUUUAAAUAAUUGCAUCGUUGUUGCAAUAUUUAUACAUAUUUUGUUACAAUAUAAUUUUUUACCUGAUUAGUAUCGUCAAAUUUAGAAAAAAAAAAAGUAUAUUAUAUAUUUUAAUAUUUCUUCCCUCCCUAAAAACCGUCGAUUAUCGAGGCUGUGUUUAAUUUUUUUCUGGAUACGGUAAAACUUUUAUGAUAAAAUUUAAAAUUUAAAUAAACACAUUUUAACACGUAUAGAAAUCGCCUCAAAAAUAAAAAAAAAAGUCUAUAAGUAAAAAAAUAUAUUUCUUGAAGAUAAAAUAAAAAUUUAUAUAAAUCCACGCAAUGUUCGACUUGUUAAGUAAAUUAUUAACCGUAGAUUAUAAUGUGAUUUUAAUAACUUAAGAAUUUUUAACAAACAAAAUUAAUACACAGAAAAAAAAAAUUUUUUCCUCGUCCUAAGAAAAAUUUUUACAGGCCCUAAGAAAUUUUUUGCAUCACAAAUUGAAAUCGAAAAUUUUCUUGGGACUAAAAAAAAUUUUCUUGAGCCAACCCUGGUAGGAAUUUUUCGGAAUUUUCUCUGAAAAACUCAGUUCUAAAGUUCUAAAGACUUUUUCAUAGUUUUUCAGAGAAAGAAUUUUUUGCGUUAAGAAAUUUUUUGAUUUCAUUUCGUAAUGAAAAAUUUUUCUUGCGCCAAGAAAUAAUUUUUUUCUGUGUACAUGUACACACUGACAAGGACACACUAAAGUGACUUAUCUAUAGUUUAAUUAAUAAAUAAAUAAAAUUAUAAAGGUAAUUAAAUGUGUCUUCUACACUUUCUGGCUUCCGGAUUGUAACAAAAGUACAGAUAUGCUCACCGAGCUUGAUACAAGUCCCUUUACAUUAAUUAUUAUAAUGAAUAUAUUUAAUAAUAAUAUAUAAUAAAAUAUAUGUAUAUUAGACCGGUGCAUUUUUAAAAACAGGGCAUUCCUCAUUAAUUUGAUUUGAAAAAAUAUAAUAAAUUUAAAGGAUUUAUAAGAAAUAUUAAAUCAUGUAAUUUCUUCUAUAUAUUAUAUAUAUGAAUAUUUGUAACAAGCACAGAAUGUUUGUUAAUUGUUCAAGUUGGGAUAUUUCGGCAGUAUCUCGUGAAAUCUGGAAGAUAAUAAUUAAUAUAAAAAUAUUUAAGACUUUUUCCUUGAUAAUGAGAAACCAAAAGCGAAUUCGCAAAACGGAAAGUGAAUGAAAUUUUUUUUUUUAUUUAAAUUUUCUGUAAUUUUUAUUAUCUGACAGAUCUCAGAGAUAGAAAGUUUAUUUUUAUAAAUAAAAUGAUGAAAAAAAUGUUGAAAAAAAAAAAAAAGAAACGGAAGGAAAUGAAAAUUUAAAUGUAAAAUAAAAGUAACAUUCCAGUUAAAAAAGUUACAUACUGAUAAUUGUAAUCAGUUCAAUACUUGACCGAAACUUGAGUUUUCUGAACAUUUAUAAAUAAUUUAUUUUUAUUAAUCGUCCAAUCUAUCAUCUGAUAAGAGCCACCAUAGUAUUUGUGUACCUAAAUGUUUGUAGGUUCGGCUAAUCAACGGUAGGUGUCACUACUAGUUAGCCGCCUCUCACAAGUGCUCUGACUUUUAUUUAAAUUUAUAACAUUUCCAAAUAUCCUUACACUGUAAAAAAUCAGGAGUGAGUACGGAUUUUAUUUCAAUUCUAAUUCACUUCCUCACUCGGAGUUCCGGAGUUUAAAAAAAAAAAUCACUCCGCAUACGAACUGAAUGGGGAGAGAUUGCGGAGUGACGUAGAUUUCAUUUCAAUCUGCAUUCACUUCGGUCUGGAGUUUUAAUACUUAAAUAAAUUUAUAUUUAAUAGAAACAGCUGUUAAUUACACUGAGAAAAAACUACUUUUUCUCUUCUCCGGGCGAAAAGCGUCAACUUUUGUCCCGCUGUGCGAAACGAAGUUGCCGCUUUCCACCUCCGUCGAGGAGAAAAAUAGUAUUGACACCUUGGGCAGUAAAUAAGAAAGCCUCAGAUCACAUGUUAGUUGACAUUUCUUACUUUACUGCCCUCGGUGUAAAAUAUACUAUUAUUAAGAAUAUUUGAUACAAGAACAUAUAUUCUUGAUAAUUUUCAAGAAUAUAUAAUUUUGUCUCAAGAAUUCGUAGAAUUGAUGGAAAUAAUUUUUAUUUAAUUCAAGUAAAGCUAUUCUUUUGUUUACUCAUAAUAUAAUAUCAAAUUCAUAUAAUAACAAAAUUAAAUAUGAUGCUCUUUUCUCAAGAAAUUGAUAAUUAAUAAUAAUAAAGUAAAUAUUUUGAACGGAUUUCUUGAACCAAGAAAUUCUUGUUUGGACAAUAUUAUUUUAUUUUCUCAGUGUAGAAACAUAAUUAUUCCAACAAAUAAUUCAUUCAGAUAUUAAUGAUUAAACUCAAAAUAUUAUGUUUUUAAUUUACAAAAUGUUUUAGUAACUUAUUAAAUAAUAAUUUCGUAUAUAUGAUACAUAAUAAAAAUAUUAAGUUAUUGAAUAGCUGUACAUUGAGAAAAAAAAACUUUUUUCAAGUAUCUGCGUGUUUGUAUCCUCCUGACUAAAUAUUUGUUGAAUCAUAGUAAAAAUAUAUUCCGACCGAGCAAUAUUUUCUUGAUUUGAGAAUUUGUAUACUUAUUCCAUGUAACUAUUCUUAAUUGGAGUACAUUUUUACUAAGAUUAAACAAAUAAUUUUUUUGGAGGGAUACAAACACGCAGAUACUUGAAAACAGUUUUUUUUUUCUUUUUUCAGUGUAGUGGCAUAGUUUUUAUGGGAAUAUUUGAUAUUUCGGUACAAUAUGAAAUGUUAUCUCGUGGUAUGAUUGAUGUAAAUUGUACGACAGUUUGUGACUCAGUGUAAUUAUAUUUUUUCAAGUUUUAUUAUCAGCUGCUUAUAAUUUUUAAAAAUCAUUUCGCGUGAAUAUAUGAAAAGGGAGCUCGUAAUUAUUUCCGUACUCAAUAUAAAUGUCAAAAUAUCAAAGACCUAAGCUCACUAUGGAUUAGUAAUUUUUUUUAUAAUUAAUAUUUUCCGAAACUCCCCUUCGGAGUGAAAUUCACUUCAAGGGAAUUAAAUAAAUAAAAAAUCAUCCACGUUAACUCCGAAUUCACUCCUCAAAUUUUUUACAGUGUAUUCAGGCGAAAUGUAAACCGGGUGCGCAUUAUAAUUAAAUGUUGUAAUCGUUUACUUAUAAAUAUAUGUAAUUUUAUUUCGGGUAUCGUGGAAGAUAAAUAGGCUCUGGAAUUUAAAUGAUUAUGGGUCGCGGAAGUGUAAGUUAAUCUUCUUACAUUUAUUACACCGUAAUAAUCAGUGUGUAUUAUUUUUUUAAAAAAAUAGAAUAGCCGUUCAUAAUAAAUAAUAAUAAUAAUAAUAAAUAAUAUAAAUGUGUAAUAAACUUGAAUGUUAUUUUGUCAUGUAACUAUCCGCGAAUUAAAGCUAACCCAGCCUUGUAAUUUCAAAUUUAAAAUGAUAAUGAAUAUUAUAUAGAUAAUUAUAAUUGAAUAAAUACAUUUAAAAAAAUAUAUAUGUAUAUAUACAUAUAUAUUUGACGUUAAUAUGUAAUAACAAUAUUCUACUACUACACUGUUGUCUGUUGUACGUUUUACGGGUGUAAUUAUCCGAUGAUAUGAAAUUAAUCAGAUAUUAUAUUUGAAAA
This is a messenger RNA of Microplitis mediator, 8370 nucleotides long. RefSeq names its product dual specificity protein phosphatase Mpk3 (gene Mkp3). NCBI's taxonomy places the organism in Eukaryota, Metazoa, Arthropoda, Insecta, Hymenoptera, Braconidae. The coding region runs from base 1537 to 2736 and encodes 399 amino acids. The record is from RefSeq and is a predicted model, not a curated record. Gene Ontology annotation, molecular function: protein tyrosine/threonine phosphatase activity; MAP kinase tyrosine/serine/threonine phosphatase activity. Gene Ontology annotation, cellular component: cytoplasm; cytosol. The transcript is spliced from 4 exons. Gene Ontology annotation, biological process: negative regulation of MAPK cascade; protein dephosphorylation.